This is a messenger RNA of Bombus impatiens (common eastern bumble bee), 1653 nucleotides long. RefSeq names its product venom serine protease Bi-VSP-like. NCBI's taxonomy places the organism in Eukaryota, Metazoa, Arthropoda, Insecta, Hymenoptera, Apidae. Gene Ontology annotation, molecular function: serine-type endopeptidase activity. The record is from RefSeq and is a predicted model, not a curated record. Gene Ontology annotation, biological process: proteolysis. The coding region runs from base 477 to 1577 and encodes 366 amino acids. The transcript has 7 exons.
UUGACACCUUCGAAUGACAUUAGAAAUAUUUCAAUAUAAGCACCAUUGUCGAAGAAUUAGAAGAUUUUCGUAAAAGUGAGCAUAAAAAAGUUUAAAAACAUCUCUCAUCGUGACAGGCAUCUCUCAAUUAGCCGUCAAGUGUGUAAGUAAAAGGGUCGUAAGAUUGAUCGAAUUUGGUUUUUGAUAAUUCUGUGACUAUAGAUCAAUCAUUUUUAAGAUCAAUUAAAGUUGCACUUGUCACACAAGUAAACAGUUUUUAUCGUAGAAGUAACUUUUAUGUGAUGUGUUACGUGCAAAAGUGUUUAUUUCUGUUACCAUGUUAUUGGUAUUUUACAAAUUUUAGUACUAGAACUAUCAACAAGUAAUGUACGACUGAAUGUGCUAUAUAAUACAUAAUUGUAAGAGAAGCGACAAAAUGAUGGUAUAAAUAAGUACUUAGAGGGAAGUCGGUGCAAUUGUAUCUUAUUUUUCGAAGAAUGGUGAGAAAAAUGACGGAUCGCAAAGUGUUGUUUGCAUGUUUGGUGUUAAUUACUCUCCUGCAUCCAUUAGUUCACAUGGUGUCUGGCGAAGAAUGUACAACACCGAACAAUCAAACAGGCAACUGUCUCAACAUUAAAACAUGUAAUCCUCUGCAAGAAAUACUGCAGACACAGGGUCAUACAGCUACCGAUUUUUUGAGGCAAUCACUAUGCAGAUAUGAGGGUCAUGCUCCGAUCGUUUGUUGUCCAAACGAUCCAAACAAGGAGAAGAGAGGGAUUUUAAUAGAAACUGUGUAUAAGUACGUGCCCUUGCGUCCACCAUAUUGUGGUUUCAGCAACGGCGAGCAUACCAGGGUGGUUGAUGGUAAACCAGCUAAGCUUGGUGCUUGGCCGUGGAUCGCUGCAUUAGGUUUUCGUAAUCCCCAAAACCCAGAUACUGAACCAGAAUGGAAGUGCGGAGGUUCCCUGAUAUCGGCUAGGCAUGUUUUGACCGCAGCACAUUGUGCAAUACGCAGUGACUUGUACGUGGUUCGUAUCGGAGACUUAAAUCUAAAACGAGAUGACGACGGAGCGCAUCCUAUUCAAAUGCGAUUCGAAUCUAAACUAAUACAUCCUGAUUAUACUCCCAAUAUACACAAUCAUGAUAUUGCCAUUCUUAGAUUGGUGGAGGAGGUGCCAUUUUCGAAGUACAUACAUCCCAUUUGUCUCCCCAUAGAGGAGUCCCUACGAAAUAACGACUUCGUGGGCUAUAACCCCCUUGUUGCUGGAUGGGGAGCAUUAAGAUAUAGAGGACCACGAAGUGAUGUAUUAAUGGAAGUACAAGUGCCAGUGGUUAGCAACGCCGAAUGCAAGACAACUUAUUCCAAAUUUCCUAAUGCACCUAUCACUGAUGGUAUAAUAUGCGCCGGGUAUGCUCAGGGUGGAAAGGAUGCUUGUACGGGUGAUAGCGGCGGACCACUGAUGAUACGACAGCAAUUAACCUUCUACCUAAUAGGUGCUGUGUCUUAUGGUCAUGCGUGUGCUGUAGCCGGAUAUCCUGGUGUUUACACUAGGAUCACGUCGUACCUCGACAACUUCAUUCUCCCAGCCUUGCAAUAAUACGAUUAUUAUUGUUCCAUAAAUAUCAUUUUUCGUGUACGAAAGGUAAAGUUGGCUUUUCUUAUUGUGGAGAUAA